AUGGUGGAAGCAUAGUGAAGAAUAUGUAUGAUUUUAGUUUAUCCCUUUAUUUUAUUUUCAUCGGAAUUGUAUUUUUACAUCCAUUCUGUAAAGGAGCAACUCAUUGGUUUGUCACAGAGGAUGGAAGAAUUCAACAGCAGGAUGACUCUGUGUUCAAUCUCAAACGACCAUACGAUCUGGUCACCUUUAUUCAGCAACAGACGGCAUUUGACAGGUUAAAGAUCUUGCGAGAAGAAUACCUGGAAGAGAAACGAAAAGUUAUUAAAGCAAGAGAAAAGGAGAGAGCAGAGAUUCAAGAAUCCUUUUACAUAGAAGAUCCUGAUUGUGUUGAUGCAGGAGGCCACAUUUCAGAGUUUGAAUUACAUUUAGAAAUGACUCUUCCCUUUUCAAAGAAAGGCAUCAAUCUUCCAGAUCAUCUCAGCCUUUGCCAGUCACUCCCCUCACAUGUUGAGCCACCAGUUUGUCAAGCUCAGUUACCAACAGUUAUACACAGCUAUGACCAUCUGGAGGGAGUGAAUCAUCGGCAUCAGCUGAAUUCCAUCCCUGAGCCAGCACUACUCACAACAAUGUCACCUUAUUUUAAAACUGCUGGAGAAUUAGGAGGCCAUGUGAGUUUGGCUCUAAAAAAGAACUCAACUUCUUGGGUUUUACUCAAUCUUGCGGCAUAUUAUUGGAGAAUUAAAGGGAAUGCUGCGCAUGCUGUGGAAUGUUUAAGACAAGCUUUGUAUCAUUCACCAAGGGAGCACAAAGAUCAAGCACUGAUGAGCCUUGCUGCAGUACUUUACCAUGCAAACCACACCUAUGAUUCUAUUGUUCUUCUGCAUGCUGCCAUGGAAACUUGUCAAGAAUAUUCUGUGUAUCACUAUCUACUUGGAAAUAUCUAUGCUUCUCAGAGGAUGUAUGAAAUGGCUGAUCUGUGUUACAGAUUUGCUCUGACAGUUUCCCCAGACACUAAAUCAUUGUGUGAACGAGUUAAAGCCGUUAGGUGUGAGAUGAAGUUAAAACAACUGUUAAAAGAAAAUCAAUUAGCAUUCGAUGAAAGGUUGGACUACCCUGGCACCCCUGAACUUGAUGAUUUAAAGGAAUCUAAAGGUGAAGAAGCCGAGAAGAAACACCUCCUUCCACUAGAAACCUUCAAGAAGCAACUAAACCGGUUCUACCUGCUCACAGAAGGUCUACCAAAGAGCCCAGAUGCCUGUAAGAGCCGAUCUGUUCCUGUGAAACAGGAAGGAGAUUCGCCAUCUGACGGUACUGGAACAACAGAGGAACGGGAAAAACAACCAAAAGACGAAGACUCGAGCAAGUCAGUUAACAACCAGCGAAAUGAGAUAGAGGAAAAAGAAGCCGGAACUUCUGGAUUACAAACUCCACCGCAAGCAGAGGAAAUACACAAAGGUGUCGCUCUGGAAUCUGAUCUAAAAUCGAAAUCCCUUGAUAGAAACGGCGAAGAUGAAGAACGCACUAUCUGGAAAGAAAAAGGAACAAUGAGUGAAUCAUUAAAAGCAAGGAAUUUCCGAUUAAAUAAUUCUAAAUUUUCUGCGGAGGUGAAAACUGUGCAGGAUUUAGAAGAGGCUCGUUUGGCGUUGACUCGAUUAAGAAACGUCAUGAAAACUGUUACUCAUACAAAUUUUGCUACACAGACUGUGAAAACAACCGAGGAGAAAGUCCCCCAGAGUGAAGACAGUACGAAGACAUUGGCAGGAAAAACAAACCAUAUAGAAAGGACUUCAAAUGUACAGCAGAAAGAAAUUAAGUUAAGGAGGGAGAAUACUGGUGGACGCUGUGAGAUUGGUUCGAAAACAAUGAAACACGACGCUGGUUUUGAUAAACCAAGUGAGGAUGGCACUGCCAGAAGUGGUACUGCGAAUGAUGUUAAGCUUGGUAAGCAAAAAGGAGAGUCUAUUCUAUUAAACAAGAACGAUCCAGGUUCUAAGUUUGGUUAUCUGACACCUUCGAAGAACACUCGAGACAGUCUUCUUGCGGAAUCACUGUUUGAGCAGCCAAAAGGAAGCGUCCCUGUCGGGCCUAAACACACGCCUCCUCUAAAAGACCAAAAAUCCUUGCCUAGUGUCAGAAAUUGUGAAGAUCUUGGAAGGAAGAAACGUAAAGGUGAAGCGUUCAAUGCAGAGUGUUUCACUGAGGAUGCCGACAAACAGACGCACCCCACAAGCGCUGGAAGCGAUGCAGGUGUCGAGCGCUUUGUGUCAACCACUGAAUUUACUAAGGCCGAGGAAAAUAAACUUUCCACGGCCAAAAGUUCUCUUCUUGAUUCGGAUGGCGAGGUAGUUUUGAUGAAGAAAACUUCAGGAGGUGAGAUUUCGGCUACCGCGCCCACGGAGUGCACUUCUGAUGCAAAAGUUCUCGAGCAAAAUGAGAAGAAACGUAAUGGAAAUACACAAGUUAAUGUUGGUUUGAAUGCAAGUGGCAACAACAAUCUCAAAGGGAAUUCUGUCGAGAGUGUUUCCACCAUGCAAAGCGAAGCAAGUGAUGUAGAAACUGAAAGUAAGGAACAUCACGGGAAGGCGAACCCCAGUGGGUGCGAAAAACCAAAUUCGAACGUAUCAGAAAAUGAUGGAAAGAAAUUCUCUGCCGCUGAUGAGGUUGCGAGAAGUAAAACCAGAGAUGAAGAGGAUUAUAGUUCUAAUAAUAAAGUGUCUGAUAGAACAGAUACUAGUGGUGUCGUAAAAAAUCCAAAAAACACCAACGGAGGAAAGAGUAAAUUGGAGAAAAGACAAACUCGGUUGGACUCCAGCGUAACAAAAGAGCUACCUGCUAAAAGUGAUAAAUCGAGUAAAGCAGACAACGUUCAAUUUAAGCGAUCGCCUGAUAUAAAGGAACAAGUUAACAGCGCAGAGUUUCUCCACAGUGUUGGUGCAGGAUCGAGCGUUUUCGAAACAAGCUUUAUGAACGUGCAAACUGACGGAUCUCUUCAGGAUCUGAGUGAUGAGGAAUGCCGUCAUAUCGAGGGAGUUCGGGCUCUGAUUGUCAGAAACAAACAGUUCAGUGCAUGGCUGUCGUUGGAGACCAAAAACAUCGACGUGCGGGCUCACAUCGACUUCUUGAUUGAGGUGGACGGCUUUCCCAGGAGGCCUCGUUGUACGGCAACGAUCAGGAACAACUUGUACACGUUCCACAACCUUCCGGGGGUGGUCAACGCAGCAAAUCUUGAGCAAGUCGCUGAAGUUGGUCUCACUCAGACUCUGUUAAGCGUGGGAAGAACGAUCCAAGACAGUGUUGAUGAGAUGGGAACUCGAAUUUACAAUGCCCUAAAGAAGAAUUCUACGUCUUGGGUGCUACUGAAUGUAGCGGCUCUUUAUUGGAGAGUACAGGGAGAUACUGCUGAAGCCAUCAAGUGUUUACGUCAAGCGCUUUCCUUCUCUCCUUCUGAUGCAAGAGAUGUAGCUUAUGUCGGUCUUGCCAGUAUAUUGUUAAGAGAAGGCCAGCUAGACGACACAGCUGUAGUCAUAAAGAAGGCAUUAGAGAUUUCUCCUAGUCUUGCCCUUGGACACUUCAUUCUUGGUAAUGUCUUCGGUGCUCAGAGUGAAAUCCCUGAGGCUAUUCAACAUUACCUGCUCGCCUUACAGCUCGAACCAGGCUUUACACCGGCCGUGGAGCGGUUAAAGAUCAUUCAGUGCGUGUUGUGGAAACAGCAAAAAGCUCUAGAAAAGGAAGCCGCUGACCUCAGGAAACUCCUUUCUCCCAACUGAACGCAUUCGACAGCGAGCUCGAACUUUCCCCCUCAACAUUCGUAGUCUGAAACACAGACUUUAAUUUUCUAAAAUAGUUAAAAUUGCUGGGUGAAUGGAUAAGUAACAGAGUUUAUUUCUUUAAUAGGAAAAAAAGCAUAUUUGGCAAUUGAUGAAUUAUCUUUUUGGAAGAAAAUUUUCUAAUUACGAAAAGAAUUAGCCUCCUUCGCAGACGUUCUUUGGGCUCGUCACGCAAUCUAGGGGAGGAAGAUUACGUGACGAGCCCAAAGAAGGUCUGCGUAGGAGGCUAGAAAAGAAUAAGCUCAAAAUUUUUAAUGAGACCAAGCUUGUAAAACUAGUCAUAGAACGUUCUCCUUUUUGAAAGAUAGGCCUACGGUAUGAAACUUUUGGAAAAUGUUAAUUGACCGUUAACUUUUCUUCAAGCGUUUGCCAAUAAAUUUAUCAUUGAAUUUUGUAA
Stylophora pistillata is the source of this 4164-nucleotide messenger RNA. RefSeq names its product tetratricopeptide repeat protein 17. The record is from RefSeq and is a predicted model, not a curated record. NCBI's taxonomy places the organism in Eukaryota, Metazoa, Cnidaria, Anthozoa, Scleractinia, Pocilloporidae. Gene Ontology annotation, cellular component: cytoplasm; actin cytoskeleton. Gene Ontology annotation, biological process: actin filament polymerization. Gene Ontology annotation, molecular function: protein binding.